UUUUUAAGAAUGGCGGGGCGGGGCGGUGCUGGCCGUUGGGCUCGCGGCGCAUGCGCAGAGCCCGCAGCCGCCCCAUUCAAGCCGCCCGGGCCGGCGCGGCCCCCCCGGGCCCCCCCCGCCAUGGUGUCGUGGGUGCUGAGCCGGGCCGUGCUGCUGGUUUUCGGGAUGCUGUACCCCGCCUACGCCUCCUACAAGGCCGUGAAGAGCAAGAACAUCCGCGAAUACGUGCGCUGGAUGAUGUACUGGAUCGUCUUCGCCCUCUUCAUGGCCACCGAGACCGUCACCGACAUCUUCCUCUCCUGGCUUCCCUUCUACUACGAGGUGAAGAUGGCCUUCGUCGUCUGGCUGCUGUCCCCGUACACCCGCGGCUCCAGCCUCCUCUACCGCAAGUUCGUGCACCCCACGCUGUCCCGCAGGGAGCAGGAGAUCGACACCUACAUCAUCCAGGCCAGGGAGCGGGGCUACGAGACCAUGGUGCGGUUCGGCAAGCGGGGCCUCAACAUCGCCGCCACCGCCGCGGUGCAGGCGGCCGCCAAGAGCCAGGGCGCGCUGGCCGGGCGGCUGCGCAGCUUCAGCAUGCAGGACCUGCGCUCCCUCCCCGACGAAGCCCCCGUGCACUACCGGGACCCCCUGUACCUGGAGGAGCAGGAGAGCCGCAGGCAGCCCCCGGGUGAGCCGGGAGCAGCGGGGUCCCUGCGCGCAGCGUGGCCGCGGGGCUCGGGGGGCUGUGCCAGAGCCGUCGGGUGGCCCCUGUCCCCAGCCUGCGGAGCGGCGCCGCGCUGCGACAGCGAGACGGAGGAGGAGGAGGAGGAGGAGGAGGAGCGCUGGUCGGACUCGCAGGUUUCCCCCAAGCCCACCCCUCACCCCCGGGACCCCAGACCCCUCUCCCGGAGCCAGAGCUUGCGCGCGGCGAAGAAGAAGCCCCAAGGCAAAGAGGGCUCUUCCCGGCUGGCGCGCGGCCGCGUUCGGAAGAAGCCGGCUCGGACGGAGAAGGACAAUUAGUUUAACACUGCACACACCCCCCACCCCGGGGAAAAGCAUCGCCAGGAGUCUUAACUUGUUGAGUUUGCUGCUGCAGCGCCGGGGGGAGCCGGGGUUUGUGCCGCCAGCUCCCCCCCCACCCGCCCCGGGGUGAGGGCUCCCCGCUGCCUCGCGCCGCGCGUGCCUUAGGUUUUGGUGUCUGCGCCCUCCCGGCCGCACCUCGCACCCCGGGGGUGCCUCGUGGAGGGCUUGGGGGGCUCCAUCCUGCUCCCGGCCGUGCUACCCCCCCCCCUUCCCUUGACCAUCGCUGCUGCAGGGGGGGCGCCGGCGCCUCUCCCGUGGGGGCCCGGCUCCCCCCUCCCCAGGCACUACAGGAGCCCUGUCCUCGGCACGGGGUCCCCGGGGGGGUCCUGCUCUGCCGCUGCCACGUUGCCUUCCUCCCGCCUCCCCUCUCCCCCGGGAGCCAGUGUGGGGACGUUCCUGGGCUCCAUCAAUCCCCCGUGAAGCCAAAGACACCGCCCGUGCCCCCCCCUCCACCACGGGUGUGUCCCCCCCCCCCCUUUUUUUUCCUCUCUCUACUUGAAACCGGAGCACCGGUGCCUGCCCGUGCCCUGCGCGGCACCACGCGGCUUUUAACGCCCCCCCCCCUCCUCGAGGGGGAGGUGGGGGGGGGGGGCAUUUUUGUACACAGACGAAUAAAUCUGAUUCCAGACUUU
This is a messenger RNA of Cygnus olor (mute swan), 1697 nucleotides long. RefSeq names its product receptor accessory protein 4 (gene REEP4). Gene Ontology annotation, molecular function: microtubule binding. The coding region runs from base 10 to 1002 and encodes 330 amino acids. NCBI's taxonomy places the organism in Eukaryota, Metazoa, Chordata, Aves, Anseriformes, Anatidae. The transcript has 7 exons. The record is from RefSeq and is a predicted model, not a curated record. Gene Ontology annotation, biological process: endoplasmic reticulum tubular network organization. Gene Ontology annotation, cellular component: endoplasmic reticulum tubular network; cytoplasmic microtubule; endoplasmic reticulum membrane.